UCUUCUACAAGAAUACAGACGCAUCGCUCGCCUACUACGCGCCCAAACAAAACGGCGCGUACCCCUAGUGUUAAAUUAAGGCCUAUGGCAAAGUUUGCCAGAAUCCUCCAGCCAACCAGCAGGAUAGUGAGGACAUUGCUGUGUUCAGGGCCUCUCUAUUGACGGAACUUGAAAAGUGGCCCCAAAUAUAUCUUUACGUCACAAAAUGGGCCUGUUCUUCUGGCCAAAGUUCGCAUCUCUUCCGAAUAUGUCUGAGGAGAACAGAGCUGACGCAAGUUUUGGCAGAAGUUCGGCGCCUUUGUGGCGAGCAAGCCAUGUGUCUAGAGCGACGAGGCCGGGCAGACGCAGGCGUCGGCGAGACUGCAUCGGGAGAGCAGCAGCCGGCCUCAAGAAGGCGCCGGGUUCGCCGCGUCGAUAGCGAUGACGAAUAUAACAGUCUGAUCGACAUGGAUACGGCCGAGCAGCGCCUCGUCCAAGACGAGGUGCAGCAGUACCUGCUAUUGCAGGAUUUCAAUGUGAAAGCAAGUGAGGUCCUUCAAUGGUGGAAGAGUAGUGCCCCCUGUGCCCUGUGCUAUCAGAAGUCAUCACACGCGGCCGUUUUUCCCACCCUAAGCAGAGUCGCAAGACUAAUUCUGGCCACACCGGCAGCAAGUGCGCCGGUGGAGCGUGUGUUUAGUCGGGCAGAACGCCUCAUCAGCCCAACAAGAACAUGCCUCGCCACUGACACAGUGGAUGAUUAUCUGUUUUUGAAUGAUUUCAUCAAGUCCUUCGGCUUGGAGGUGCUUUCUUUGGACGAUGGCGACGAAGCGGAACCCCUUGAGGGAGAAGAAUAGUGAAUUGGUGGCGGUGACCCGGUGACCGGUGGCGCCAUUCAUCAAGUGGUGCAGUUAUUUUUCUAGUCAAAAAGAGCUUUUUUUUUUUAAA
Molecule: messenger RNA, 924 nt
Organism: Thrips palmi
Lineage: Eukaryota; Metazoa; Arthropoda; Insecta; Thysanoptera; Thripidae
Exons: 3
Coding region: 315-833 (172 amino acids)
Molecular function (GO): protein dimerization activity
Source: RefSeq, a predicted model, not a curated record